AUGGGGAAGGGAAGGCAGGAACCGCGCGGGAGGUUUGGCAGCCUCGUCGCAGCCUCUGCCGCCAGCAAACAGCCCGGCACCCUCGGCGGAUCUGCGGGGCCCCUCCAGGCACCGUCUGCUGCCAGGGCUUCACCGUGGACCCCAGCAGCAGCAGCCCGGCGUGUUUUGCUGGGCAGGGGCUGGAUCCAGCCCCCGUGGCAGGCAGCCGUCUCGGGGUGGAGCAGAGGCACGCCCGGAGCAGCACGUAGGGAUGCUGCAGCCGCGGUUCGGAGAAGAUGACGCGUGGGAGGAACUUUGCCGGUUGCAAUUUUGGGCACCUGCAGCGGGGGUGGACGGGGCUGUCCCCAAGCGUCAGGGUCCCCUCCUGCUCCCAAGCCAGGCGGGUUGGUGACACACCGAGACCUCUGCCCACCGCUGAUCCCACCCAGCAGAACCGGGGCCGGCGAGCGCGCGAGCGGCUGACCAUGUUCAACGGGGAUGCCAGCUCCUCGGCGGCCAGGAAUGUCGUCCGCAGCUCCAGCAUCAGCGGCGAGAUGUACAACAUCGAGAAGAGCGCGCGGGGCAGCGCCGACUCCGUCGCCGUCACCGCCAGCAAGAAGAGGCGCUCCAGCCUGGGUGCCAAGAUGGUGGCCAUCGUGGGGCUGUCCCAGUGGAGCAAGAGCACGCUGCAGCUCAACCAGACCGAGGGUGGUCCCAAAAAGCUGCGCAGCAACAUCCGGAGGAGCACGGAGACCGGCAUCGCGGUGGAGAUGAGGACCAGGGUCACCCGGCAAGGCAGCCGGGAGUCCACCGACGGCAGCACCAACAGCAACAGCUCCGACGGCAUGUUCAUCUUCCCCACGACCCGGCUGGGCGCCGAGAGCCAGUUCAGCGAUUUUCUCGACGGGCUGGGGCCAGGCCAGCUGGUGGGGCGGCAGACGCUGGCCACCCCGCCGAUGGGCGAUGUCCACGUUGGCAUGGCUGACCGGAACGGGCAGCUGGAGGUGGAGGUGAUCCAGGCGAGGGGACUUAUCCCGAAGAUGGGCUCCAAGUCCAUCCCUGCCACCUACGUGAAAGUUUACCUGUUGGAGAACGGCGUCUGCCUCGCCAAGAAGAAGACCAAGGUGGUGAAGAAAACCUGUGACCCGUCGUACCAGCAGCCUCUGCUCUUCGAGGAGAGCCCCCAGGGCAAAGUCCUGCAGGUGAUCGUCUGGGGAGAUUACGGGCGCAUGGACCACAAGUGCUUCAUGGGGAUGGCCCAGAUCAUCUUGGAGGAGCUCGACCUCUCCAGCGCGGUCACGGGCUGGUACAAACUCUUCCCCACCUCCUCGCUGGCCGACUCCAGCAUCGGACCUCUGACGCGCCGCCUCUCCCAGUCCUCCCUGGAGAGUUCCACCAGCCCCUCCUGCCCGUAGGCGGCAGGUUGGUGGGAGAGGCCGGGAGGGGAAAGGAGACGUCCAGACCUACCAAAACUGUUAGUGGAUAGCUGUAAAUAUCCUGUCCUAUUUUUUUUUUUUUUUUUUUUUUUUUUUUUAAAUCUCCUUCCUGAAAUAAACCUGCUCUCGACACGCUCCUCCCCAAGCACGCAUCCCGGUGCGCAGAGGGGGACGUUGGAGAGGGAGCGAGGGCUGUGUGAUUUGAGGCAGGGGGAAGGAGAAGCGAAAAAAAAAAAACCUCCCCCCCGCCGUGAGGCAGACCGAGGGCUGCGACUGCCGACCGAUCCCGAGACUGUUACCGCACCUCGUCCCGGCACCCCGUCGGAAAGAAAUCGAAGCGACGUGUUUCUCUCCUGACCACCCAGCGAGAGCAUCUCGGUCUGAUUCAUUCAGCGCCACUGCAAGCAGCAUGUUGACGAGGUUUUUUUUUCCUUCGAUUUCAUUUCCUUGCCUCUGAGGAAAAGGUAGCUUUUCAAAGAAAAAAAAAAACUCAGAAAAAAAAUCCAACUCAGCACUAUUUUUUUUUUUUUUCCAAGGAAUGUAGCAUCUUCUAUUAUGUAGCUUGCCACGUGCUAACAACACACUCACUCUCUGCAAUAUCUAAGAGACUCCGGAUUGACCGGAAACAUCUGCCAGUCACUUCCCAUUUGUUCGUUUUCUGACACAAAUCCUGCGACACUGAGCAAGCACUUCUGGUGGCCAUUUUUCUUUUUUUUUUAAAUUCUUUUUUUUUUUGGUAGCAUGUAGCCUGUGACCAGUGACAUUGCCAAAGCAAGAAAGAACAGAAAAAGGUGCACUCACCUCACCGAAGCAUACGCUGGUCUUGUCCUCGUGUUUCACCACUGACUGUGGUCUUGUAUGGCCAAAGCAAGACCCAAAAUAUAAACUCUGUGAUGCCUCACGUGAAAAUUUGAGUCAGGAGAAGGUGACUUGACGGAGCAGGAGUACCGUGAUGUUGGUCGAUCGUCUGCCUCCCAGCCCCUUCCUCGCGCGAGGGCCAGCUCGAGGUCUGGGAUGCUCUCCUCGGGUCUGGGAUGCUCUCCUGGAUACUUGAAUUUCAAGUAGGAGCAGAGGGUUUGCCAGACCCCGCGGCAGGACGCACCUUUCUCUAACUCUCGACUUGUUGGUACGCUACAGGGGAACAUCUCAACAGCAUCUUCUGCUGAUCUGGAAUUAGGGUGACUGAGAGGUUACGAACAAAGGACUAGAUGCUUUGAAUUUAUUAUCAGGAUGAGUGUUUUGGGUUUUUUGUUUGUAUGUUUUGUUUGUUUGUUUUUAAAGCAGCAUUUUGGUUCCCCCCAAGGGACCAGUUCUUGUAGCAAAACCGAGAAUUACGGAAGCUUUUUUUGAAGGUGCCUAAUGAAAUUUGCUGAAAAUACUCAGGGGAGACACCACUAGAAACUCCGGUUUCUUCAUAAAAUAUACUUAACACAAUGACUGUCCUGAAGGAUCAGUUUCCAAAAGAGAGAAAAAAAACCAACACGCCAAAAGAUGAGCAGUCUUGAGACUGGAAGAGGACAAAAGGUUAAUGGGGAAUUUUUGCCGACCAGAUGGCUCUGACCUUCAGUCUUUAACACAAAUCAACCCACAGCACAGUUGGGAUUUUUUACAAUUAUUUAUUGGCAAAGCAGAGAAUUUCACAAUGCACAGAGCACAACAAAACCAACCUGUGGUUCUCCUGGUGACGCCAGAAACGAUGAACCAGCUCGAACCUGUUGCCACAACGGAACAAAACCAAACCUGAAGGAAAAGACUGUUGCGAUGAAGCUGUCUCCUCCACAAACCCAAAACCGGGGGUCAGCAAUACUCCACUGCUCAGCGCCUGGUUUACCCGACACCACCAUGAUUUUAGCAACAUCGUGUCAAGGAAUUUCAGCUGCUGUCAUGGACUUGGGAUCUGUACCAAAUCAAAAUCACUACAGACCUCCAAGAAGAGAAUAGGCUGGAUGCUGCUGAACAGGGGUGGAGAGGGGUCUGCUUCAGGACCCCAAUGCCCACCUAGGAAAGGAUUAAAUCCUCAUCUGCUAGAGCGGUAAGUGCUUGUUCAAGCAAUACGCAGUGAUUUCUGAGCUCGUGCUGAAUGGUGAUGCACAGGGCCGUGGGAUGCACUAACAGUUUCAAGCGGAUUGAGGAAGCAAACUCGGUGCCCUGACUACUGAAACAGGAAUAAACAAUGGUUUGAACAUGAUGUUCCUUCCAGAGCAGUUAUAUGAGGUCAACGACGCCUGGAUGAGGCUAAACUUUCUCUGCCCUGGUGUGCUGGAUUUUUGAAUAUACGUGAGGGAAGGCAUCUUAAGAGGAAAAGCUUUCUGCUCCUUCAAGCUAACAUUAUUUGCUUUUGCUUUACCAACUCUAUUUUAAUGGAAAAAUGAAAAAUCUGCCUGUGGUGGGACAAUAACCAUGUCCAGGGGGAAAUGGAAUAGCAGUGUGGGCAGAGCAGGGAGCUCUGCAGGUAUUUUCUGCUUACUGGUGUGGAGACAGCAUCCCACCCCCUUACCCCUUCCAGCGCAGAGCUCGCUGGCUGUAAAUUUCUCCAGCGAGUUGCAGAGCUUUACUGCUCCCCCUCUCCGCAAGCAACAUAAUGCUUUUCUUGAGACAGAGAACAGAAGCGGAUGAAAAGCAGCAGGAACACCGGGACAGCCGGACACACACCCACAGCAGCAGAUGCCUGAGGUCUAGCAAAAGGCUCACUGGUUCUGCACCAGUUGAAAAACCUGCCCUUGCUGGCACGUGGAAAAAUCCAGAGAAAAGAACUAUCAUCUGGAAGGCGCACCUGGGUACUCCAGGGAACAGGGAAAACCCAAAUACUUUGGCUUAUUUUUUAUCAUCGAUAGACUGAGGAUGCGUUGGAGGGUAACAGCACAGCUAACAUCAGAACAAACUGCACCCCAGUUCUUCUUCAGUGGUGUAUUCUCGUUUGCUGCAACGCGAUGGGUUUGUGGGAACGAUUCCUCCUGCUCAUUGAGAGACCGGCAAGGUGGAGCCACCGUGCCAGUGACUUCAAAUGAUUGUCACUUACUCACUAAACUGAAAUCCAUCAAGACCUUAGCUUCUUCACUUUCAGCACUACGUGUCCAGUCCCCACAGGGAACUGGUACUCACUUCUCUGGGGAAGCAUCUGGGUCAGGACCCACCUUACACUUGUGUGGAAAAACUAAAAUGGGAGAAGAGACCAAAGUGUGCCACGUUUACAUUGCAACAUCAGCUCCUUCUUAGUUCUGAAUGCGUGAGACCAUGUGUCAGACGUUUUCCCUCCUCGAACAACACGAACAAAAAAGCCAAGACACCCAGUUGCUUUCUACACGCGACAUACCAGAAAAACCACAAGCUUCUGGACUCCAGGUUUUUUUCUGGGGGAAUGUUUCAUUGCAAAGGGCAUUUUUUUUUUUAAUGUACUAUAUGAUUUGCAAAAGGUGGCCGCACUGACUAGGUACUACGCGUUAGGUUAUUUCCUCUCUUCCCUCCACCUUCCAUUGUGAAAGGAAAUUCAAACCAUUUGACUUUUCAGGUAUUUUCCCCUAGAAAGAAUAAUUAAUAUUAAACUGAAUCAGCUUUGCAGCCCAUUUUAUACCCAGCACCCCCAGCAGUAAGUGAGGAGCAAGUAGCAUGCAGCAACCACCUGAGACACAGAAGACCUUACUAUAGCACAGCCGACAGUAGAUGCUGGUGUCAGAAUCAAGGCACCCUACUUGAGUAACAAGGAUGGAUUUUGCCAAAAUAGCCUUGAAAUGAUACUUAAACAUCCCCUAAACGCUAGUAAAACAAGACACGGCCAUGCAGCAAAGCACAGAAAACACAACAUGAUUUCAUGCCCAGGCCUAAGUUAUCCCUGGGUGUUCUACAAGCCUGGGAAAGGCUUUAUUUGCCAAAGUUGAGUGAAAAUUUUCUAGGGCACCAGAAGGUGGGCCAGGCUUCUGGGCUCAAUCAGAAAUUAACUCCUGUUUCAUCAACGUGGUAGCAUGUUGAAAGCAUGGGGAGAGGAUGCUUAGACAUAGUUUUCCUGAAAUCAAGUGAGAUAUAGAACAAUUACCUGGCCAGCAAUCAGAAAACUAAACCCAUUAAGUGGCUUUGGAAAAUGCCACAGAGCAACUGAGACGGUGGGAAGUAUUCCCUCCCUCCACAGCCACCUUUUCCAGCUCUUAAAACCGUUUCUCCAGAAACAGUUACAGAUGUAGCUCUUGAUUGCAAAUAGGAGACCAGAAAUUCCCACAGGAGUGGGAUCAGGAUUCCCUUCGCUGAUAGGGAGUUGCUUCUGUUCACCGUCUUACACGACUGCUUUAGCAGUGAUGAGACUUGAAAAGUCAAGCCUGUAUUUGUACGUGUUUGCGCACAUCAGUGCACGUGAAAGGAAUUAGUACGUUUAAAUACCUUCGCUUGUUUAAGUGGGCUUGCAAAUACUCAGCAGCAGUGAGUACAAUUUAAGGGUCUUUACUGAUAUAAGACCAUUUAUAAAAACAUCACCGGUGAUGUUUUUUCAGGCAUAAAGAGUCCACCUCCUAUUUUCUUCCAGUUGACUCAGACACUUCUUCCCAGAUUGAUGUGAAACGCUUGGACAAUGCACAUCCAUAAACUUCCUAAAGGGUGUGCAUUUGGUUACUGAUUUGGAAAAUAACUGCAUUUUAAAGGUCAAGAAACAGUGUUCAGGCACCGUUCUUCUUGAUGGCUGAAUUCAAAGUCUGAAUAUGCUUUGCAUCACAGAUGGAAAAAGAUAUUAAGAGCUCUCUGCUUUCCUUUGGGUUUUCAUGCCUCCAGACAGAUCUGUAAAAUUACCUUCAGUAAAAGCAAGGUUUGCAUCCUGUGAUGUGCCAAAGGCAUGACAGCCCGCUCCAAUGUUUCUCUAGCAAAGCUGUUUCAACUGGAAUUCUUCCUUCUACUUCAUGUUCACAAGCAUAGAAAACACCCCAACCCUUGGCUGGUUGUUAGAGGUGCAAGCAUUAUGUUUAUGAGCUAAAAAGAAGGUUGAAAGGCUGCAGAAAAACUUCCUAUGGAAAAAGAAGUGUCUGCAAUAAGCAUGGUUGGCAUUGGUGGGGUAAAGAUGUGCUACGUGUAACACAGCUGAAGUCAUACAAAACAGACUCAGUGACCAGAUGUGACAAUAAUGCUCACCCAAACUGAGCUGGUCCGUAUUUGGGGAAGAUUUAGGUUUUAAAAGUAGACUUGGAAAAAUGUACAGUAAAGGGCCUAAGUGUUUGUCUUGCUGUCUGAAUAACCGCCACACUGUUUAACCCUGAUCAUCUGCCUCCGGCGCAGACACCAGAACGGAGCACAGUAGCAUCUAGGAAUCCAGGAGAAAGCAGCUUGAUUUAGUAGCUGCCACCAAGACCCAAGAGCUGGUGUGACCACUGUGCCUGUCUGGAGCUCUGAAUAUUGGUAUACCUCAUUUCCCCCCCACCCCUCUUUUUCUCUUUUUUUUUUUUUUUAAGAACCAGAGGUUAGUGCACUCUACCACAUUCAGGUUAUUUUUUGUUGUAACUGUGCAAUGAAGAGCAAUUAUACGGGGUGUGCAUUUACCACCUGCUCCCAUGCUGGCUCCUGCGAGCCCAACCUCCGCUUCGUUUAGCACUUGCACUAUUGAUUGCUGAGCUAAAGGGCAAGGGAAGCAAGAAGCCAGAGUGCUUCUCUGGAAGGAGGGAUGAUUCGGCUGGACAGUAGGUAUCCCCUUUCAUCUCUCCUGUUAAAAAUCAUGUAGAUAAAUGGGGCUCCAAAGGCUGCCCCCCUUAGCCCGACACAGGCGGGUGUUUGCAGUCCUGCUCCCCCAACAGUCCUCCCCUCCCGCAAAGGGCUGGGAAGGAGGUGAGCAUCUCUGAUGCGACGAGCUGAGGACAGUGCUGCUGCUCUUGGAGGGGCACUAAACCCUCACUAAAGCAUUUGCCUGUAGUGCAGAUGGAGAGGGAGCCUCAGAAGUAGGCAGAAAGGGCAUCCCUCAGGCAGGAGGACGGGUAUUGAACAUUGAUCUGAUUUCCUAACAGGGUCGCCGUCUGUAUAUAUCUGCUAGAUCCCAGCACUCGCUAAAAAAAGGGAACUUUGUCCUAAACACUUGCAGUGAGAACCGUGAAGCAAUGCUUGAUGUCAGAGAGCCUCGGGACGGAGCAGCACUCCCCUCCUUGUACCCAACUAGCCAGGGACCCUGGCAGCGGAUGCCUCUUGAAUGUUAGCACUUUGAAGUUGGUGGCCUUGUUUUCUUAAAAGGGCUUGAUCUUUUCAUGCAGUUAAAACUAAAUAAUCUUCCCCAUCAUGUUGUCCUACUCCCCACCUCAAAAUUAAGCUAUGAACAAGCACCCGGACCAUUUAAGAUAUUAUCCAGGCCUCAAGAAUCUGUCAUUAAUCUCAGAAGUUUAUACCUCAAAUGUAAAAACAUACACAUCUGUCUUAGCAACAACACUUGGUAAAGUAGCAGCUCCAAGUCUGAAUAGAAGUUUGUCCUUGAAUUUGAUUACUAACAGCACCAGGAAGAAAAAAACAAAACCAAGCACACAGAGAAAAGCACCAAUGAGUUUUUUAGAAGCACCCAAACUGAAGCAUUCAUCCUAUCAAAAAAUUCAGAAUUUAUAUUCCCAAACAAGACACAUGAGGGAUUUUACCUAUACGUUACAAAUCUUUAAACACAGCCUAUGCCUUUUAAUUGCAUUAGACCCCUAAAAAGUAUGAGGGGGCAUAAAAGGGUCCAAGAUCAUUAAAGGUAGGAGGCAAUGAGAGAUGCGCCCAGAACAACUCAAGCCAGCCAGUCUUUUCUAACCAUAGCCCUUCUUCUCCAGGUAGCUGCUUCAGAAGGCUAAAACGAGUAUCUUGACAGGGGUGCAUCAUACGAAAGCGAUACAACCAAGCAAGGACACAGAAAUCUAUGCUACUUCACAUUUUCCAUCCUAAAGUCCCCAACAAGUUGCAUUGAAAAGAAUUACCUAAACCAAGAGACUCCCAUUAGAUUGGGAAGUUGUCAGAACUCCAUUAGCCACGAGUUAAUUGCUACUAUGAGCUUAGCCUUCAGUCUCUAAUGAAAAAGGUAGCAGACAUCUCACCACGAGUGGCACACGUCAACCUUAACGUCCUUCUGUGUGCAUCCAUUACCUAAGGGGAAAAGGAGAGUUAGGUGCAGAACUCGUACAGGACUGACACACUCACCCUGGGUAGCUUUGUACUUUUGGAAGCCAGGAUGUGAUCGCAUUAGUGAACCAACUUGGCUGCCUUCACUAGCCCACUCGUAUUUUGUGAUAAACUUUGCUUUGAUGACAGAUUCAUAAGUUUAACAACUCCACCUUAAAACAAAUGCCGCAGAGGGGGGAACUAGGGGGUCCUUUAAGCCCUGGUUCCAUGUUCAAGACAAGGGGAUGGGCUUGUGAUGGAUGCUUGAGAAUGGUAAUAGAUUUAAAAAAGCAAAUGGCAAUUUUAUACCUGUGUUAUGUAAUGUUUUAUAUGUGUGUGGUAUUUCUUAAUGUAAAACUCUUGUAUUUUUGUGGUUUAUAUGCAGCAGGACUGAUGGCUGUGAGGGUGCACGCUAUUUUGUAAAAUAUUCUUAGCCAGUUUUCCCAAGGAGGAAAAAACUGAAGUAUUCACAUUUUCAUUGGCUUGUACCUGCAUGUACAGUAUUGGGGCAGCAAGUGAAGAUGAUUAAAGCCAGCUUGAAAACUUUUUUCUGCGCUUGAGUUGAGCUUCUCAAAACAUCCAGCCCAAAACGAAAAAAAGCCAACCCUCCCCCACCACCAAACCAGAUAUGCUGGGGAGGAGGGGAAGAGGAAGAAACCCUCUUUUUUCUGAGAAGAGCAGGUUUUGACUUGAGGAAAGAAAUACCAUAAUUAAUAUGCAAGCAGAGUACCAUCAACUCAAGGCUCAUACAAUUAGCUGAGCUCUCUCCCCAGCAGCUGCACAUAGCCACCCACAAGCCUAAGGAAAACUGGCCUUCAUAUCUGUUCUUUAGGCAACUCCUAAAUGCCCCAGCCUGUUACCACUUUUUGUAAAAGCUUGUAAAUUUACCUUUUGGAUAGGCCUUGGUCAGGUUUCAUUGAACAUUAGUGUAAAGCUGCAGUCCUAAUAAUUUAAGUUCUCCCUGCAGCCACAGCUGCAGGAACGCUGCGUUUACCCACACCCCUAAGCUGUGAGUCUCUCUUGUAUAUAAAAGUGUCAACUGACCUGA
Messenger RNA from Aquila chrysaetos chrysaetos, 9543 nucleotides. It is a transcript of the gene RIMS3, whose product is annotated as regulating synaptic membrane exocytosis 3. The transcript has 7 exons. Gene Ontology annotation, cellular component: presynaptic membrane; cytoskeleton of presynaptic active zone. The coding region runs from base 276 to 1394 and encodes 372 amino acids. Gene Ontology annotation, biological process: positive regulation of synaptic transmission; calcium ion-regulated exocytosis of neurotransmitter; regulation of synaptic plasticity. Lineage: Eukaryota; Metazoa; Chordata; Aves; Accipitriformes; Accipitridae. Gene Ontology annotation, molecular function: small GTPase binding; transmembrane transporter binding. The record is from RefSeq and is a predicted model, not a curated record.